AUGAAAGUAGCAAAUUCCGGGUCUUUUAUCUCAGAAAAAAAAUAUUACAGCAAAAAGUAUCUAAACGAUGAAUGCAACUCAAGAGAGUUCCUCAACAGUAUUUCCUAUACUGUAGCUCUCAAUGAACUACUUCAGAUCAGAAAAACACUUUGUUAUUAAGAAAAAGCACCUUAUACGCCAGUUAUGUUUGAAAUCAUGGUCUAGAGACUGAAGGACUACUACAGAGGGAACUUCUUGCUUCAACUUUGGAGUAUCGAAGGCAAAAAGCACUAUGAAAAAGUGUUUAAAUUUGAUAUUGUCAGUUGGAAUAUUCAAAGAGACUAUCUUAUCUUCAUGUAAGAUCCUAGAGAAGAGCCAUAGCAAUGGAUAUACAUCGUAUGCUUUAAGAAAGAAUUCUCUGUAAUAAAAGUUAAAAAUUUUGUAACUGACCCAUCUUUUACUUAUAUUGGUAUCAGCUAACAACUACUGCACCUUGCAAAUUAGCGCACUAUUAAGAUUGUAGACGUUCAGAGAGACUUUGGUUCGGAAAAGGAGAUCAAGAUUGAGCCAAAAUCUGACCAGAUUGUAACAUUUGAAAUUACAGGUGGCUGCAAACUGCAUGGUUUCUUCGAGAAUAGAUUCUCGUGUGAUGAUACCUACAUUAUGUGCUACAUUGAAACUUUAGACAAUUAGAUUGACUACUCAAGGCUAUACAACUGGGAAAGAAGUAAUAUUGUAAACCCAGCUGUUGAGUUCUAUCAGUACAGAGAGGUUGUAAAAAGGGAUCUUAGCGGAGAUCCUAUUCAGAAGAUCACACAAAUUAUUAAAUCUGACGAUUUCUAAUAUGGAUUAGCAUUGAGAAGCUCAGGAAAGGUUGAUAUCUAUUGGAACUACACUCUAACACAAACUCCUGAUGACUCUAACUUUACAAGUUUGUUCAUGAAGCAGAACAAACAGGAUGGAAUGAAAAUGAUAUCUUUAGAUGUAAAGUGGGAUUCUAGAAUAGGUGUGGACAUUGCGAAUGAAUCAUCAUAUACAGAUAAACUCUGGGCUAAAAUUUCAGAACAGCAAAUAAAGCAAUAUCUUAAACUUUAUGGAGCCUUUACACUUAUCAAUACUACCUUCCUAGUAGCAUAUAACAAUAUAGUGUCUACCUUUGAUGUCAUUAAGAAGUUGUGGCUUGAUCAUUAUAUUCAAGAUGAGACAAUAGUUGACCUCCUUAGAAAUUAAAGAGAUGCGACUUCAGAUGAUUAUAUAGUAGGAGUUCUUUUACAAAGUGGCAAAAUAGUACCAUUAGAAUCGACAAAUAUCGAUGGUAUCAAUAUUUGGAAAUAAAGUGAUGUUGGAAUCCUUAAUGUUGGGAAAGGAAUUAAAAAAAUAGUAUCAGAUUGGAGAGAUAUCUCAUCACAUUAUAUUUAAACCGAAAACGAUGGCAAUGUAAAGGUAAUGGGGUAUCAAAAUUGUACAAUCAGAGAACUUACAGGAGAUGUAAAAGUGGAACCGUAUGAAUAUAUGGCUAGAUUUCUCUCGUUAGAUCCAACUGAGGAUAUUGCAAUGCUAAAUACAUAUGAAGGAAAGAUAAGAGUGUUCAAAAAUGAAACUAAUCAUGCUAAUGAAUGCAAGGUAACACCAUCAAUAGAAAUUAAAAUUGAAGCUGCUUACUAAAUUUAAAAAAGAGUACAUACCAUCGUAUUGAACAAGGCAAGAGAAUUUCUUUUCCUCUUUGAUGAAGAGAAUGUUUAUAUCGUCAAUAGAAAAGAUGGAUAAAUGACUGUAGUUAAGGAUAUGAAUAUCACAAGUUUAUAAUUGAUCGAUGGUAAUUUUAUCUACUCUAUGACAAAUGAUUGCCCAACUAAGAAUUUAACAUCAGGAUUUUACUUCUAUGACUUAAAUUAGCUGAUUGAAAAAGCUGAGGAAAGUUUUAACUUUAAGCUAAAGGGAGCUCUUGUUGGUCAUAACAAUCUAAUUGAUUAUUAUAGAUAAGAUGAAAGAAUAGCUUAUAUGACUGACUAUGAAGAGAUAAAAAUAGUACCUAUUUUACAUAGAAACACUAUCAAUUUAUUCGUAAUGUAAAAGAGGAAAAAUUACGUAGGUUACUCAAGAGUUAAGGAUAAGCUAAUUGCAUUGGAUAAAAAUAACGUCCUUACUACAUGGAAUAUCACUACAGGAAAAGUAGUUGGCUAAACCAAGCUGAAGAGUCAAGUUGUAUCUCCAGAGUACAAAAUAUUCAAAUGCGAUGAGAGUGAUAUUAUCUACUAAUCAGGAUGGUAUUAGCCUUAUGUACUUCUAAUUAAUCUUAGCGAAGUAGUAUAGAAUGUAGAUGAAAAAGCAUUUUUUGGUGAUAGAUUCUAUACAUCUUUACCAAAUAACACUACUGUCUCCUCAGUUGAGCCAAAAGAUUUUAGAUCAUUCAAAAUUAUACAAAUUGUUAGUGAAACCGAAGUAGCAGAAAAGAUGACAUUUGUCCAUCCUUAAUAUAAAUAUGGAAGUUACCAAAGAAUAUACUUCAGUGAAGAUCUUUAAUAUAUGCUUGAACGUCUUGAUAAUCAAAGAGUUUUACUCUAUAAGCAAAUUUAAACUGGCACACCGGGCUUAGUAUCUUGGAGUUUAAUUAGAAGACUUAAAUAGUUUCCUAUGGAUCUUGCACAAACUACCUAUGCUAACUAUCUAUUCUCACCUGAUCUAUAAUACUAUCUUGAUUUCGAUAAAUCUGAGAAUGUUUUUCUUAUUAGAAGAUCCUUAGAUCAAACUACUAAAUGUCAAAUACCUAAAGGUAUCAUGAAUCCUUAAACAGAAGAACCAAUAAAAAUUGGUAAAAGAUUCAGAUGGGUAAACAGUAAUGUCAUUAAGAUUAUUAAUUCUGAAGGGAUAGAAAAGAUUAUAAAUAUUGAAAAUGGAUUUAAGGACAUAAAUCAAGAUACAGUUCCUAUGAUUGAAUUAAAGGAUUUUGAGAAUGAAAAUUAUCACUACUAUUUUGAGCCGGUAAAUAUUCCUGUUUAAGACACAGAAAAAAGGCUAAUUAGGAAAUUUCAAGCUUACAAUUCCGCUGUUUAUCUUGAUUAAAUAGUAGAUAAAGAGCAAUUAUAUGAAACAAUCUUUUAAGUAGACUUUACCUCAGAUAAUUAUAGAGAAAGAGUAGUAGUUGAUAUGAGCUUUACUUUUAUUCAUUGGAAACUUGCAGAGCUAUUAGCAAAUCCUUUACUUAAACUGAAGCUCAAAAGAUUUGGUCUCUAAGAUAUUAGAUAAACUACUUUGAACAUAUUCCCUAAAGGAAACACUGUUCUGCAUUAUUCCUAUAAAUAACUGAAUAACAUCAGAAAAUUAUUUGAUAUCAUAAGCACCUAUAAUGAUACUUUAGAAGAAGGAGCUGUAAAGCAUGAAAUUCCAUUUAUUCAAAACUUUAAAGGUGUAUCCCCACUUCAUCUUUGUAUUUAUGAUAAUAACUAUAAAUCGGCUGAGAUCUUUCUUCAAAAACUUUCUAAUACCCCUCUUGAUAGUCAUUCGAGAGCUAUAGUUGACAUUUUACACAAGUUUGUCGAAAAUGGAAUACCUUCACUAGGUUCUUAUCUUGAUAAUAGAAUGAUUUAAACCUAAUAGCUAAUCAAUAGAGGUUAAAGAAGAGGAGCUAUACUCUACAAGGAUGAUUUAGAAUAUGCAGUUUCAUCAUGUGAAUUAUGGCCAGAUAUUGAUAAUGUUGAUAAGUUACUUUUUUCAAAUGAUCCAAGAGAAUCUGAGGUCAAGUUAGAAUUCCUUGAUAUGCCAAAAAUUCAUAGUUAUAAUGAAGUAUCAGGUGAUGAAUUCUUCAAAGCCUUAGCUGAUUCUAAUGACAUUGAACUCUUUUCUUACAGAAGUAUUCAAUCCGUAAUUGAUUACAAAUGGCCCUUAGCAAGAGAAUAUACGAUAAAAGUACUAUUUAUUCCAUUCAUUUUCUAUCAACUUACUUUUCUUAUCUAUUCAAAUGUUUUUUGUGGUUAAUUCUAAUUCGGUGAGGAUAAGUAUUCAGAUUCAUGGUGGAUUGGUCAUAAUGUAUUAGCUGCAUUACUCUACCUAUUUUCAAUUUAUUUCCUUAGCAAUGAAAUAAGGCAAUUCUAUGUAACAGGAAUAGACUAUUUAUCUUCUGUUUGGAAUUACUCAGAUAUACUUCCACCUAUACUCAUCAUUGUCGUUGUGUCUCUUAAGUUGAAUACUUAUUACAAUGAAGAUUAUGAGCCAAAUAAUUUUAUCUACACAGUCCAUAGUGUUGCUACACUUCUUAUGUGGAUUAAACUGCUCUAUUUCCUUAGAAUUUUCAGAUCGACUGGGUAUCUGGUAAGAACUUUAACAGAUGUGAUCUACGACAUGAAGGUGUUCUUACUAAUCUUGUUUAUUGUUUAUUUCGGUUUCGGAGAAGCUUUCUUAAGACUCUCAGAGAAAUCAGACCCUGAAAUGCAAUUCAUUUAAAACUACGCUUACUGCUGGGUCUAUGCCUUUAGGCUUAGUAUUGGUGAUAAUGCUACAGACACAUUUGAUGACACCAUUCAACCAGUAACACUUUGGAUUAUUUGGGUUAUUGCUGGUAUCUUGACUAAUAUCGUUAUGCUAAACUUACUCAUCUCUAUCAUUUCUGAGUCUUUUGCAAAGAUUAAUGAGAAGAGCAAGGAGGCUAAUUACUAGGAAAGAGCAAGAAUUAUUUCAGAAAAUGGAUAUUUAAUUCCUAGAUACAUCAAGAACAGCCAAGAUGACUUUGAUAAGUACAUCAUAGUUGCAAAUGAAGUCAUUGACACUCAAGAUGAAGAGAAAAAUGCUCUUAAAACCCAGGUUAAGGCUUUGGACGAUAAAAUCAACGAAUUCAAAGAUCAAAUGACUAAGCAAUAGGAUAGUUUAGAGGCCAAGCUUAAUUCAUUGCUCGAAUGA
Messenger RNA from Stylonychia lemnae, 4872 nucleotides. NCBI's taxonomy places the organism in Eukaryota, Ciliophora, Spirotrichea, Sporadotrichida, Oxytrichidae. The record is from the annotation of a GenBank genome assembly.